AUGUCGGAUCCGCAAAACUACACGAUCGGAUGGGUUUGCGCCAUCAGUACAGAGUCCGUUGCUGCCCAGGCCUUUUUCGAUGAAAAACAUGACCCUCCCGCAGAAGUCGCUCAAAAUGACAAUAACUCGUAUGCCUUGGGCAGGAUGGGUAAUUAUAAUGUUGUCAUCGCCGUUCUGCCGGAUGGCGAAUAUGGCUUAGUCUCUGCUGCCUCUGUUGCAAAAGACAUGCUACACACCUUUUCUAAUAUCCGAAUCGGGUUAAUGGUCGGCAUCGGGGGCGGUGCGCCAAGUCAGCAGCACGACGUCCGCCUCGGCGACAUUGUGGUCAGUAGCCCGCGCGAUGGGAAGGGCGGCGUGGUCCAGUACGACUUCGGCAAGGCGAUACAGGAUCGCGCUUUUCUGGAGACGGGAUUUUUAAAUCAACCACCUACUGUGCUGCGGUCUGCAGUGUCUGGGCUUAGAUCUGGAUAUGAGGCCGAUGGUCAUCGGCUUGAGAACGAUAUCAGAGAAGUUCUUCAAAAAAAGCCUCGGCUGCGGAAAAAGUACUCUCGCCCGCCUGCCGAUAGCGAUAGGCUAUAUAUACCGGAUCACUUGCAUCAGGGCUCAAACGGAUCCUGCCACCAAGUCUGCGGCGAUGAUCCAUCAACACUGGUGUGGCGAAGCCCACGAGAUGAGGAAGAGGAUGACCCGGUGAUCCACUACGGGUUAAUCGCAUCGGCAAACCAGCUGAUGAAGGACGCGCAGGCUCGAGACAAAGUAGCAGCAGAGAAGGGCGUCUUAUGUUUCGAGAUGGAGGCAGCCGGGCUGAUGAACCAUUUUCCUUGCCUAGUUAUACGUGGAAUUUGCGAUUAUGCUGACACGCACAAGAACAAGCAAUGGCAGGGGUUUGCGGCUAUGGCGGCCGCAGCGUAUGCAAAGGAUCUAUUACGCCAUAUCCCACCAAACAAGAUCGAAUCAGAGAGGAGAGUGAGCGAAGUCCUAGGCAAUAGUCAGUGA
Penicillium manginii is the source of this 996-nucleotide messenger RNA. RefSeq lists its product as uncharacterized. Gene Ontology annotation, molecular function: catalytic activity. The transcript has a single exon. Gene Ontology annotation, biological process: nucleoside metabolic process. NCBI's taxonomy places the organism in Eukaryota, Fungi, Ascomycota, Eurotiomycetes, Eurotiales, Aspergillaceae. The record is from RefSeq and is a predicted model, not a curated record. Bases 1 to 996 code for a protein of 331 amino acids.